AUGGCCCCAAGGGGUCGCCGAGCUGUCAUCAAAGAAGAGGAAUUGUCUCAAGAUGAGGAUACACCGCAGGAGUUUGUUAGCAGCAACAGCAGCACCAGCAUCAGCCGCCGCCGCAGCAACAGCAGCAGCAGCAACAGCAGCAACAGGAGCAGCAGCAGCAGCAGCAGCGACGGCGGCAGCGAUGAUUCUGACGUAGAAGAGGGCUGCGAGGGGCUGCUGGAGUCGCUGCAGCAGGAGGAGCAGCAGAAGCAGCGAGCAUCAGAAGCUGCAGCAGCAGCAGCAGCAGCAGCAAAAAAGUGCGACGGGGCAGCAGAGGGGACCCUGCAGCUCCUCCGCGAUUCGGAGACAGAUGCAGCAAGUUUUGGGUUCGAAGAUAUAUUGGCAGGGGUUGAGGGCAGCACGCAGCACGGGGAGCUGCAGCAGCAGCUGAGUGCGCUGGCGGCUCCGUCGCGUCGUCUUGCUGCAGCAGCAGCAGCAGCAGCAGCAGCAGAAGCAGCAGGGGACGGCGCAGGAGCAGCAGCAGCAGCAGAAGCAGCAAAGCAGGUAGAACUCGAUUCGGGUGUGCUGCCGGAGCGGCUGCCGCUGCAUCAGCAGCAGCUGCUGCUGCGGCAGCAGCAAUAUGAGUAUGCGCAGCAGGAUGCAUGCAAGUGGAUGCCUGCGGUGCUGCAGCAGCAGCAGCAGCGGCAGCUGCACUUUGGCUUCACUGCAGCAACAGCAGAAACAAGCACCACGCGCAGCAUGCAGCAAGCAGCAGCACUUAUGCAGCCCCAGGGCUUCGAGGCUUUGCUGCUGAAUGCUGUUGCUGCUAGCAGCACGGAGCAGCAGCAGCUGCUGCGGGAGAAGGCGCUGGCUCCAGCAGACCCCAUCAGGCGACAGGAAGAGCAGCAGCGAGCAGCACGACUACGCUUUCUUUUAACUGAAGAGCACCGAAGGUUAAAGAGGUUAAAACAAAUAAAAUCAAAAGAAGGGCGAAGGAAAAGGAGACAGUUAGAGACUCGGCAGCAGCAGCAGCUGCUAGAGAGGCUGCAGCAGGAGAACCCCGAGCUUGCUGCUCAGCUGCUGCAGCAGCUGCAGCAGCAACACGCGAAGCAACGCAUCCUUAGGCAGCAGCAAGCAAGGACCCGCUGGGCGCGGCUCGCGCAGCGCUUUGGUGGUAAAGACAUGCAGGCGGAGAUCAGCAGACAGCAGCAGCGGGGACUAGAUGAGCGUCGGGCCUUAGAAAAGGCUGUGAAGGGACAGCAGCAAAGCGACGAGAGCGACGACGAGGGCCGCGCUAACAGCAGCAGCGAUGAGUGGGAGGAAGAGACAGCGGGGCCUCAGACAGCAGGAGAGAAGCUAGAAGCUCUGCGUGCAGCACGAGCAGCAGCAGCAGCAGCAGGAGCAGCAGGAGCAGCAGCAGCAGCAGCAGGAGAAGCAGCAGCAGCAGCAGCAGGAGCUCAGGAUACACCCGAGCUGCCACAGAAGGGACUCCUGGCCCUGCCGUUUGUAAGGAGAGGCAUUGAGAGGGCACGAGAAGAAGCAGCAGCACUGCAAGCGAAGAUAGAGAGGAGGAAGCAGCAGCGAGCAGCAGGCAUACCCAGCAGCAGCAGCAGCAGCAGCGACGGCAGCAGCAGCGAGGCAGAGGAGAGCAGCAGCAGCAGUGAAACGGAAGCCAGCGAAGAUGAACAAGAAGGAUCUGAAGGAGAUGUUGCUGCAGCGAGCAGCAGCAGCGCAGCAGCAAAGGCAGCAAAGCUACGCAUGGCUGCUGUGAAGCAAAAGAGGAAGAGCAAGAAAGCUGCUGCUGCUGCUGCAGCAGCAGCUGCUGCUAAUGCUGCUAAACCCCCUGAAGUAGAUAAAGAAGAGCUGCAGCAGGCGGAGGAACUUGUCUCUUCGAUUAUGAAGGAAGGAGGCCUCGAGGCUUUGCUGUCUUCUACUGUAGCAGCAGCAGAAGAGAAGCAGCAGGAGCAGGAGCAGCAGCAGCAGGAGCAGCAGCAGCAGCAAGAUGAUGAGGAAGCAAGCGGCGAAGAGGAAGAAGACCCGGCAGUGUCUUCGAAGGCCGCCAUUGCUUCGCUGCAGCGGACGCUGCAGCAGCAGCAGCGGGAGCAGCAGCAGCAGCAGCAGAAGCGCAAGGAGAUGCGGCAGCAGCAGCACGCAGAAAAGGCAGCAGAGUUGCAGAUGCAGGCAGCAGCGCAGCUGAAGAAGCAGCAGAAACAAAAGAAGCAGCAGGAAACACAGAGCAGCAACCCGUGGAUGCAGCAGCAAAAGAGCAGCAGCAAAAAACAAGCAGCAGCACCUGCUGCUGCUGCUGCUGCAGGGACGUCUGGACCUGUAAAGACGCUCCAAGAAGGCUUGGAGGACUUUCUGCAAGAUGUCUCUCAGGAGACAGCUGCUGCUGAGGCGAAGGAAGAGACCCCGAAAGCCGUCGAGGCGCAGCAGCAGCAGCAGCAGCAGCAGCAACAGCAGAAAAAGCAGCAGCAGCAGCAGAAGAAGCAGCAGCAGCAGAGGCAGCGGGAGGAGGAGCAGCAGAUGUUGGUGCAGCAAGCAUUUGUUACAGGAGAUGAAGAGCAGCUCUUUGUGGAAGAAGCUGCAGCAGAAGCAAGAAAAGACAAAGAAGAAAAUGAAGAUUCUUUUCUUCCUGGUUGGGGGAGUUGGACAGGAGCAAAUAUUAAAAAGCCUCGACGCAAGCCUGCUGCUGCUGCUGCUGCAGCAGCAGCAGCAGCGAAAGCAGCUGCAGCAGCAGCAAAUAUUGCCAAACGCCUCGUUGUUAUCAACACUAAAGAGGACAAGAAAAGCAGCAAAUACUUCGUCUCGCAGCUGCCCAAGUGCGUGCGGCCUGAGGAGUAUGAGGCUCAGCUGCAGCAGCCUCUGGGCCCUGAAUGGAAUUCUGCUGCAGCACACAGAAGGCUCGUAGCACCGAGGGUGGAUGUGCGUGUGGGGGCCGUUGUACCCCCGCUGCAGUCUGCAAAGUUGCUGCAGCCGGAAGCACGCGAAGAGCUGCUAAACCUGUGGGCACUCAAAGGCAGCAAAAGAAAAAGGUCUCAAGUCCUUGUGGGGGACGCGUUAGAUGGCGGUGCCGCAACAUUCUUGUCGGAGCCCAGCAGCGCAGCAGCAGCAGAAGCAGCAGCAGCUCCAGCAGCAGCAGAACUACCCCCAGCGAAGCGUUUGUCUGCUGCAGCAGGGAGUGCCUUGUCGCCCCCAUCGAAGAAGGCAGCAGCAGCAGCAGCAGCAACAGCAGCAGCAGAUGCAGCAGAUGACAUUGAUGAGGUCUUAGGAGAUUCUUUCUUCUCCCCACCCAGCGCAGCGCCUCCGGCUCCUGCUGCUGCUGCUGCAGCAGCAGCAGCAGCAAAAGCAGCAGACGUCCCUCCGGAUCCCCAGGCUCUUUGUGCUGCUGCAACUGCAGCAGGGAAGGUGCUGCCUGAAUGGGAGGUAAGCGGCAACAAGAGGUGGCUAUACACUCGAGAUAAAACUGCUUGGUUUAACUACGGUCUGGAUCAUAAGAGUUUUGUCGAGUGGGUGCAGCAGCAAAGAGAUAUCAGACAGCAGCGCAGCGCGAGGCUGCCCCUACACGUACAAGAUCAAGACUGGAAUCCCCAGCAGCAGCAGCAGCAGCAGCAGCAGCAACAGCAACAGCAACAGCUGCAGCAGCUGCACCAGCAGCAGCAGCAGUAUCACCACCAGCAGCUACAACCAGCGCACUUGCAGCAGCACACAUUUACUAUGACUGAGGCAGUCCUUCUCAGGAGACACAGCCAAAACAACAAUCAGCAACAGCAGCAGCAGCAGCAGCAACAUUUCCAGCAGCAGCAACAACAACAUUUGCAGCAGCAACAACAACAUUUGCAGCAGCAGCAGCAGCAACAACAUUUGCAGCAGCAGCAGCAUUUGCAGCAUUUGCAGCAGCAGCAGCAUUUGCAGCAGCAGCAGCAACAUUUGCAGCAGCAGCAGCAGCAGCAGCAGCAGCAGCAGCAUUUCCAGCCUUUU
Molecule: messenger RNA, 3960 nt
Organism: Eimeria acervulina
Lineage: Eukaryota; Apicomplexa; Conoidasida; Eucoccidiorida; Eimeriidae
Exons: 12
Biological process (GO): rRNA processing
Cellular component (GO): nucleolus; small-subunit processome
Source: RefSeq, a predicted model, not a curated record